CAUUCUAUCCACAAAAGAACACUCCUCAAAAUGUCAUUCGUCAGCCACCCAAGAACCGAGAAAAUAACAAGGAAAGCAAAAUCCUCAGCCCCUGUAAACCUUCCCAGUUUGUUUGCUGAAUUUCUAUGACAUAAAGCAAUAACAUCGUCGAACUUUUAUGGGGUUUCUCAUCAUUCCCUGAAAAUCUGAGAACAAGUGCACAAUGAGUGCACUGUGUGUACACACCCAUGCCCUUAAGACAACAUACCCCUCAUCCAUUCAAGAUCACUCCUCUGAGCAUUCCAGUUCUUCCUAUGCCACCCUCUCUCUGAAUCCCAUUUCAAAGAGGAGCACAUUUCUCAGAGGUCAGUUUCAUAGUAAACACUUCCUCAGAUUCAAUCCGGCCCGUCGACCGAAGAAUUAUGCAGGCAAUGUGUUUUCGCCAAAGUGCGUGUUGCCACUGACGGAGGAGAACGUUGAGAAGGUGUUGGAUGAAGUAAGGCCAGGGCUGAUGGCUGAUGGGGGCAAUGUGGCUCUGCAUGAGAUUGAUGGUCUUGUUGUAGUACUAAAGCUCCAAGGUGCUUGUGGGUCGUGCCCAAGUUCAACGAUGACGCUCAAAAUGGGGAUUGAAACUCGUCUCCGGGAUAAGAUCCCUGAAAUUGAAGCAGUGGAGCAGAUUCUUGACACAGAAACCGGCCUUGAGUUGAAUGAAGAAAAUAUAGAGAAGGUUCUAUCUGAGAUUAGGCCUUACCUUUCCGGCACCGGUGGUGGAGAACUGGAGCUCGUUCAGAUUGACGACUAUGUCGUAAAAGUUAGACUUAGCGGACCUGCAGCAGGAGUGAUGACUGUCCGCGUAGCUCUCACGCAAAAGUUGAGAGAAAAGAUACCAGCCAUUGCAGCUGUUCAGUUGAUAGAGUGAAAUAUUUUGUAAGAGAACAAAUUACACUGAUUACUGGACUCAAUAUCUCCCAGAAAUUCUGAAAAUUCUUUGAAAAAA
Sesamum indicum (sesame) is the source of this 976-nucleotide messenger RNA. RefSeq names its product NFU domain protein 3 (gene NFU3). Gene Ontology annotation, cellular component: chloroplast stroma; mitochondrion. Gene Ontology annotation, biological process: iron-sulfur cluster assembly. NCBI's taxonomy places the organism in Eukaryota, Viridiplantae, Streptophyta, Magnoliopsida, Lamiales, Pedaliaceae. Gene Ontology annotation, molecular function: iron ion binding; iron-sulfur cluster binding. The record is from RefSeq and is a predicted model, not a curated record.